Vitrella brassicaformis is the source of this 576-nucleotide messenger RNA. Lineage: Eukaryota; Vitrellaceae. The record is from the annotation of a GenBank genome assembly.
CCCCUCGCCCCCCUCGCCCGUCUCGCCUGCCUCGGAUGUCGUGCUGCUACACGUGCCGUCACUGAGGCUGGCUGAUGACGCUGAUGCGGAUGCGCUAGUGCUGGUGCUAGUGAUGCUCUGCCUGCUCUCUCUGGUGGCCCUGUCUUUCACGUCAACAACGUCACAGCACACCUCACCACCAUCCCAUGCAUCACCGCUACUGCUGCUAGUGCUGCAGUCAGUCACUGUACCGUUGGUGGUAUAGUAGGGCGCGAACCGACGACCUUGGCCUCCUCCUUGCCCACCGCCGCCGCCGCCGCCUCCCCCAGCUCCGUAGCCGCUGUAGCCGCCGUCCCCCUGCUGAGGGGGUCCUCCCGAGUGGCGUGCGGGGUUGCCGUAGACCCCCUUGCGACGCAUAGGGCCGUAGUGCUGCAUGUCGGCAGGCGUCCGGCCGGUCUCAGCAGCCACCAGGUCGUCCAGGCUCAUCCCCAGCUUCCUGUCCAGCUCCCUCUGGUCAGUCAUCACGCCUUCAGCCACAGACGAGCACGCUACUCGCACCUCAGUGCUUCUCCUCCAGUGGAGGCUCCUCGUGGACAU